This is a messenger RNA of Aptenodytes forsteri (emperor penguin), 9054 nucleotides long. RefSeq names its product solute carrier family 6 member 6 (gene SLC6A6). The record is from RefSeq and is a predicted model, not a curated record. Gene Ontology annotation, cellular component: plasma membrane. The transcript is spliced from 17 exons. Gene Ontology annotation, molecular function: taurine:sodium symporter activity. Gene Ontology annotation, biological process: taurine transmembrane transport; neurotransmitter transport; sodium ion transmembrane transport. NCBI's taxonomy places the organism in Eukaryota, Metazoa, Chordata, Aves, Sphenisciformes, Spheniscidae. The coding region runs from base 27 to 2090 and encodes 687 amino acids.
CUCAAGUGAAGAGGCUGGUACAGGCAAUGCUACAUCUGAUGCUAAUGGGCCUACCUGGAAGAGAAAAUCCAUUCAGGAGAGACUCUUCUUCAUUGCCUCAUCCUAUGGAGGAAUCACCACUGCCCAUCUACAUUGAGGAGGGGACAGAAGUCCCGAUUGCCAAAAAGGAGUUGAUUGCUCUUGGCAUCAGGCAAAUCUGGACCCAGAAGACCACAGAAAGCAGAAAUAUGGCAACAAAGGAAAAGCUUCAGUGCUUGAAAGAUUUCCACAAGGACAUCCUCAAACCUUCCCCUGGCAAGAGCCCGGGGACACGGCCUGAGGAUGAGGCAGAAGGAAAGCCGCCCCAGCGGGAGAAGUGGGCGAGCAAGAUUGACUUUCUGCUGUCCGUGGCUGGUGGAUUUAUUGGUUUAGGCAAUGUCUGGCGGUUUCCGUAUCUCUGCUACAAAAAUGGCGGAGGUGCAUUUCUUAUACCUUAUUUCAUUUUCCUGUUUGGGGGAGGUCUUCCCGUGUUUUUCCUGGAGGUGGUGCUAGGACAGUAUACCUCUGAAGGUGGAAUUACAUGCUGGGAAAAGAUCUGCCCUAUUUUCACUGGAAUUGGUUAUGCUUCCAUAGUGAUUGUGUCCCUUCUGAACGUGUACUACAUUGUGAUCCUGGCCUGGGGACUCUACUACCUGUUCCAGUCGUUCCAGAGCGUCCUGCCGUGGGCACACUGCCACCAGAAGUGGAACACGCCGACCUGCGUGGAAGACACUCUCAGGAAGAACAUAACGCUCUGGAUAUCACUGAAUGCCACUAACUUCACCUCUCCUGUCACGGAGUUUUGGGAGCGGAAUGUACUGAGCUUGUCAUCAGGAAUUGAAGAUAUUGGUAUUGUCAAGUGGGAUCUAGCACUGUGUCUUCUCCUCGUCUGGGUGAUAUGUUUCUUCUGCAUUUGGAAAGGAGUCAAAUCCACUGGGAAAGUAGUGUACAUCACUGCCACGUUCCCAUUCAUCAUGCUCCUUGUUCUGCUCAUCCGUGGUGUGACCCUGCCUGGAGCUGCAGAAGGCAUCAAGUUUUAUCUUUAUCCUGAUAUCUCACGGUUAGCUGACCCACAGGUCUGGAUAGAUGCAGGGACACAAAUCUUCUUCUCAUAUGCAAUCUGCUUAGGAGCAAUGACUUCCCUGGGGAGCUACAACAAGUACAAAUACAACUGCUAUAGGGACUGUUUGCUGCUGGGAUGCCUGAACAGUGGUACCAGUUUUGUGUCUGGCUUCGCAAUUUUUUCCGUCCUGGGCUUCAUGGCACAAGAGCAAGGGGUGAACAUUGCUGAUGUGGCAGAGUCAGGUCCAGGCCUGGCCUUCAUUGCCUACCCAAAAGCUGUGUCCAUGAUGCCACUGCCCACCUUUUGGGCAAUCCUUUUUUUUAUUAUGCUUCUGUUGCUUGGACUGGAUAGCCAGUUUGUUGAAGUUGAAGGACAGAUCACGUCAUUAGUUGAUCUGCACCCAUCCUUCCUAAGGAAGGGUUACCGACGGGAAAUCUUCAUCGCUAUAGUAUGUUUCCUUAGCUAUCUUCUGGGACUAACUAUGGUGACUGAGGGUGGCAUGUAUGUUUUUCAACUCUUUGACUACUAUGCAGCUAGUGGUGUAUGCCUUUUGUGGGUUGCAUUCUUUGAAUGUAUUGCUGUAGCCUGGGUUUAUGGCGCUGAUAAUAUUUAUGAUGCCAUUGAGGAUAUGAUUGGAUACAGACCUGGUCCCUGGAUGAAAUGGAGCUGGACUGUGAUCACACCAGUUCUUUGCGUGGGGUGCUUUAUCUUUUCUUUGGCCAAGUACAAACCACUGACCUACAACAAGGUCUACACAUACCCAGACUGGGCAAUUGGCCUGGGCUGGGUUCUUGCCCUUUCCUCCAUGAUCUGCAUCCCUAUGGUGAUGGUCAUCCGCAUCAUACAGUCAGAUGGGUCGCUCAUUGAGAGGAUAAAAGCAGUGGCUGCCCCCAAGGAAGUGAAUCGGUGGUCCAAAGAAACGGAGAGUGGCACCCCCUUCUGCCCCAAUGGAACUUCGAAUGGCGGAUUGAUCAAGCCAACUCAUAUCAUUGUGGAAACCAUGAUGUGAGCUCUCUCUGUGAGAGGAUAAACCUGCUUUAACUGCCGUUUACUAACCAUAGAUUCUCAUAGGACCAGGUUUACAGAGCUUUAUAUUUGCACUAGGAUUUAUUUUUAUUUCUCACAGAGAAAGUUAUUUUUUGUGUGUGUUUUUUUUUAAUAUUUUGUAAGGUAAUCACAGCAGAUGUCUCUCUGUAGAGGGAGAGCUUUCAUAUCAGACUAGACAUAUUACAGGAAUUUACUAUUAUUGGGUUUUUUAAAAAUAUAUAUAUCUUUAUCUCUAAAUAUUAUACACCUUACCACUUGAAUUGAUUGUCUUGCCAGCAAUACAUUCAAGUCUCAGAAAGCAAUUUUAGGUGCUGGUAUGGUUGGGAGCAGGGUAACCUACAGAACACACAAAAGGAGCUCUGUUUAGAGAUAUGAUUAAAAAAAAGACGCUGUUUCAAGAGAAUUUUCAAAGGUGUAGUAUUUCCACCCUCUGGUUCAAUUGUGGUAAACGACAGGCUUCAGGGUCACACUAGGGAAAGGGUACAGUUAUGUUUAGCACAGUCCCUGAAUAAAGAUAUAGCCGGGCAGCUGGAGCAGAGAGUUUGCGAGGGAGGCAGAGAAGUUGGGUGUGAAGAGCCUUGCGGCCAUCCCUCCCUAGCAUGGCGUUGGGACCCUGUCACACAGACGAGAGGAGGACUUUAGGAAGGUGUUUGCAGGAUUUGGCAUGGUUCACUCUUUUUUUUUUCCUCUCUUUUUUUCUUUUUUUAAGGUUUUGGGGGGUUUUUUACUUAAGUGAAAUGCCUGCUGUUUAUGCGUAGAGCAGGGAGGUUGAGUACCUGCUCCUGAGUUUUCCAGCAAAGCAUAUUUUAGUGUGGUGGCACUGGUGUAAACUUGAAUUCUGCAAACUGGGAGGGGCAGCCUGUCCCCAGGGCAGCAGGGGCGAGUGCCCAGGAGCUGAGAGGGGAAAAGCAGCACCUGCCCUCUGGGUGCUUCAGAUGUUUGCUUGCUCAUUUGUUUGCAUGUUAAUUAUUGGACUUUGGUUUUGGGCAGAAAAAUAAAAGAAUCCCUUCUGGACUCUGACCGUCCAAAGGUGAACGCAAACCAGGUCAUCCCUGACAGGAGGAACAAAACCGUUCACCUACAUUUGGUGUAACCGGUAUUUAUAACAGACAAGUUGUUAAUAAUAAUAGUAAUAAAGAUAAUAAUACCAUUCAGCAAACAGGUGCUUUUCAUCCAUGUAUCUCAGAAAUGCUUUGCCAAGUUCAGUAACCAGGAUUUGCUUUAUUUAUUUAUUUGGGGGGGUGUUCAUUACUGUUGGGGGAACAGACAAAAGGACUAAAAGUCCCUUGUCCCACGUUACUAAAUAGCAGCAGUGGACCUAGGGGCCCCAGUCUCCUUGCCCAUCAUUGGGUUAAAACGUAAUUUUUUUUUUUUUUUGGGGGGGGGAGGGUGCAGACAUAUUUACGAGGCUUAUGAAUCGUUUCUGCUGAAGAAACAGGGCUUUCAGGAUUUUAAGUCAAAGCAAAGGGAACAUGUAACACUGAAAUGUUUUGUAUUUGGUCAGAAAGAAUUGCAUACUGUUCCAGGUUAGACUGGGGAGUGAAGAGAAACCACUACAAGGAGCGUAGGAAUGGGGUUCUGCUUUGUGUGGGCGAGGUGGAUGUUUCCAUGGGGAAUUGCUCCCUGAAGACUGUCCAAAACAUGGACAAAAUCUUUUUUUUUUUUUUUUUUAAAAAACUUGAGCAGGUUGUGCUGGGAACAGGUUCUCUGGCGAAACUCAGCCUUUUCUUGUGGGCAUUGUAGUAGAGGGAGAGAUUUUUUUUUCUUCUUAUGAUACCACAGUUAGGCUAUCCAAAGGUAUUUAGAGGAAAUGCUUGGUAAAACCAGAGUUUGUAUCUGCUUAUGCUGCUGUCAGCUUGGUCUGUCAGGGCAGAGUUUGUCAUUUAAACAGGAACAUAUCCAGUUCUUAACAUUCCUACACAGCAGUUUUAUUUUAUUUUUUCUUGUCCCAUGGGCUAACUGGCCGCAGAAGCGCAAACACUUGUUGAUUAGCUUGCUGGUUUUCCUGUAACAGAAAAGGGGUGAUUUAAAACUUAAGAGAUGGACCAAUUUAAUUUUAAAAAAAAAAAAAGGAAAAAGUGGCUGCAUCUGUAACUUUCAAAAUCUUUCUAGUUUGAAUUUGUACACAUUUUUACAUCAGAUAGCUAAGUUGCAGCAACAAAACCAGCCACGGCAGAAUUGCUUUUGCUUUCUUUUUCUGGGUGCUGUAUUAUGAGAGUUAUAAAUGAAACUUUUCCGCAGCUGGAGGUGACUAACAUCUAGUGUCACCUGCUGGGCCAGUGGCAAUAGCCAUCCAAAGGUCACUGGGGGAAUUCUGUGAGCCAGUGGGUGUCAUCACAUGUGCCCAAAAUAAAGGAACAUGCAUACAGCUAUUUUUUUUUUUUUUUAAUAGCCUUUAACCAUCAAAGGCAAGGAAAUGUAAUCAAAGAUAACUCUCUUUAGUGGGCUUCAGCUUGGACCCUCAUUUUUGAGUUACAGUUAGUGUCUGCAGUAAACAGGCACGCUUGCCUGGGUGAAGAGGCAGUAGCAGGUUAGGGGGGUCUAAAUUAAUGGUUUCUGUGAGUGCAGAUGAAACACUGAUGCUUGAUUUAUAUUUUUUUAUAUCUAUACAUUGUCAUACAACUGUUUUUGAGAUAUAGCGUGCACAUCACUUUCGUGCUGUGACAAGCUUUAGUUAGGGAAAAAUAAUGGUUUGGCUAUAUCAAAGAUGUCUCUGACGAGUCAGCUUGGUAUUUAGCCAUCUCCCGCAUUGUGGAGAGCGUCUUUGUGUUAAGAACCAGAGGGCUAGUACUACACCUUUCAAAGUACAACUACUAGAGAACUAGAACCCAGCCCCAUUUCGAUAUAAACUGUGCCAUUCAAAUCAGUUGCUUCCAUGUACCAAGUGAAAAUGUCUCGCACAUAUGCAACAACCUCAUUGAAGCAUUCUCUAUGUCAACUUCUCUGGCCCUGCUGUGCUCUUCAGCAUGACUGCAAGGGAGGGCUGGGACUCACGAAGAGCUAAGAAAUUAUUGUUUCUGGAAAACAGUUCCCCUCUCCCCUCUUCUCUCCCCUCAAAAAAAAAAAAAAAUUAAUUCUUCUUGUUUUAUCCGGGGUUUGAGUUCCAAUGAGCACAUUCAUAUUUUUACAGUUUUGGGUUUUCCUAACACUUUUAUCAGAUUUCUGAACUUUUCUUGAUGAUAAAUUUGCAUUUCAACAUGAUCCUCUGCCAAAUUUAUUAAAAACAUAAUUUUUCAAAAAGUCUGUGUUUUCUACCUAUUUCUGACUGCAAAUACAACUGAUUUUUUCCCUAAUUUACUUGUUUAAACACUUGUGACCUAUUUUACCUGUUAUAUGUAAAUGAGGAACUCUAUAUUAAAAUAUCAUGACUAGUCAUAGAUGAACUGGUUUGGAUCCAGGGAAAAGUUAGUGCAGUUUUGGCAUGAGAUCUUCAGAACGAGAUCCCUGAGUUUAAAACCAGAAUAAAACAAGACAAAACCCACACCUUUUUGUAUUUCAUGUACCUUUGUAUUCAUGGAUUCUUCUGGGCUUGAAAAACGGCAGAUUUUCAGCAGUAUUUAUUUCCAGCUGAACUGAAAUCAAGAGAUAGUAGAAAUGUAAAGGGGAACGUUUAGUCCACAAGAUUUUCCAACCUGUUUCAUAUUUUUCUCAAUUUUCCAAACUUUUUCAGUUCACCUGUCACUAGUUAUGAUCUCACUGAACGGGCAUCUAUUGUAAGGGACUUUACCAGUAGUCUGUAUUUUGGUAUUUAAACAGUAUGAUUUCAUAAAUAGAACUGCUUUUUAUUGUUGUUGUUAUUGUUCUCAUUUUCCUUCUCAUGCGUAGCGUUCCUUUUCAUCUGGUCCAAACAGAUCCACACACUUAGAAAAGUCCUCUUUUAAGUGUGAGGUAGUAGGUCCACAAUGGAUUUGUUCUUGUGUUGUAAAUGAAAAUACAAAAGCCUAGCAGCUGUGUUUGCCAUCUAGAACAAUGCUGGUGGUCACCCUGCAGCAGCAGUGCAGCUCCUGGAGCGGAGGGGAGUUAGGAAUGGUCUGCUGAAACAGCUCAGCAAAACUGAUUUUUGCAGCUGUUCUUGGGGAGAGGAGGAAAACAAAAAAAAAGUGCAGCCUUACGGUUGCUGUAACACACAAAAAAAAAAAAAACCCAACCCACCAACAACCAUUAGCAGUGCCUUUAAUGUCACCAUCAGGAUAGCAUCUUCUGCAGCUGUUUUCAGUCCUGUGUGCAUCCUCCUUUCUCAACUGCAGAUACUCCUGGUUCCUCUUCUCUGUCUCAGCGUUAGACAAUUCGAGUAGAUCUGAAGACACACGGACAUUUCCAUUCGAUAGGCCUUUUACAAGUCUCCUCCCAGUCUGCUUUUAUUUGCUAAGGAGACUUACAGUUUCAGUGAGGUCAUGCUUGUCACACUUGGGUUCAAAGCUCCCACUUGUUGCGUCAAUGGCAAAACUCCAUCCGUGGGAGAAGGAUUUGAACGUUUUUGAAUAACUGAUUAUUAGCUUCCAUGUCUUGUGGUCACUGCAGGAUCACUCAUGGAGGCAUAAUGUAUAUAAAAUGUUAAUAAGCUGUGUAUUGAAUGGAGUGGACAAGUUAGUUAAGCAGCUCAAGUACACUUGGAAGAAAGAUGACCCUGACAUCAUUUCCAGGAGAUUCAAUGGAAGUUGCUCACUUUCAGUAAAAAAAUAAAUAAAUCUGUGUUUAAGUAGACUAGUGGAUGAAAUCUUUCACCCUCAUAUGCAUGCACACAAGUGGGGACAUUGCUUCUAUUCCUAGGCUGCAAAUCAUGUGCGUAAGUCUUGCAGAGCUGUUUAGGAUGAGGAUUGAGAAGGUUUAGGCACCACUUGCCUGCAAAGAGCCAACCUGCCAGGGUGCCCAAGUGGCCUUUCCUAAAUUGGGGGAUGGUGAAAGAGGGAACAUAAUGACAAAAUCCUAGGCUGUGGCCCCUCCAAGGAAGCCUUGAGGUUGGACUUGAAAACUCUUCUGGCUCCUUGUAAGCACCACAUGGCUCCUGGUAUGGGAGGUUGGGUGUGGUGUGGGUUCAGGCAGCUGCCUUGGACUUGUUUUCUCCAAAAUCAGCAUCCAAAGCCUUGCGGUUAGGAUUGACGUGGUGUUGUGUAUUUGUAUAUUUGCAUGAGCAAAGGUCAGGAACUGUCAGACCCUAGUAGCUCAUUUUAUUUCUUGUAAUCAAAGUUAAGCUUAAGAAAGAAAGUAUUCAGUUGAUUCGGUGACACUUGAAACCCCCAAAACCCCAUGAACUAGUGCAAAAGAAGCCCCCUGAGCUCCAUUCUUUGGUCACAAAAAUUUUCUAUUAUUUGUAUCAAUGGUCAAUUUGAGUUAACUAGAAAGCUUGAUCAAGAACGACUUGAGCAUAACCAGCACUAGCCCCAGCUGGAAAACUGCCCAGUCCAGCCCUGCACCCUCCACCGGAUCAUGGCUCUUUUCUGCCAGCCCAAAAUAAACCUGUACAUGGACAAUGCUUCGCUGCUUUUAAAAAAAAAUAAAAAUCUGAAUUUGUUUGUUUCUAUUAAAAAAAAACCAGAAACGGUCAAUUUUUGGUGUGUUUUUUCCAAUUGUCAUUUUGAAUUGGUGAUUUCAAUUUACUUGUGUCCUAAAAAAAAGCAGGAAAAGCUUCAGACACCAUUUGACCAAAGAAAAGAGGCAAGCUCGAAAUUUUGCAGACUGAAAACAUUAAGAAAAAUAAUCACUCCCCCAUCCCUAUCAAAGGUGGAGAACUUUAGUGACAGGGCUUGCAACUGGAAAAGAGCCGGACCCUGCUGGUAUUGCUUGACUAUUGAAUGGCAGCGCAGGCAUGGCCUUUUUGUAUCACUGCUGUGUCUUAAUUUGAAAUAAUCGGUAACAGUGUCAGAAAUGAAUCGCCACAAGCUUUACACAGCCCUGAGCUUUAGGAGUAAAGCAAAUUAAAGACAUUUUAAAAAGGAGUGAGUUUCUGGAGGCUUCCUCCCCGUGGUUUGGCUCUGUGGCGCACAGCGGGACAGUGCAGCUCGCUUUCCCAUUUGCAGCAAAGGGAAAACAUGGCCCGACUUGACAAAUCAGAAGAAAUAAUGGGGAAAAAUAUAGUUUAAAAAAAAAAAAGUGAAACUUGAUUAUGCUAAGGAGCUGUGCAUGUGUGCUUUUGUAUGCAGGGGAAGGCUUCGGUCCUGUAGCAUAGUACAUGUUAGCAUGAUACAUAUUGUUUCUAAAUCUAUCUGCUUCUGCAGUUGAGAUGUUAAAAAGAUUUGAUUUUUGUUUUCAAUAUAUAAAGGAAAAGAAAUGAGAACAGUGGCAAAAUCAUGUUGAGAGGCUGAAAAAACACUUGGGGGCAAGUUGAGUUAGUUUGUCAUCUGCUCCUGCUCUGGAAGCCAGCAACUGUCUCUCAGCAUUGCAGCAUCCCAGUCCUGUUCUGAAGUGCUCGUUGUUCAAUAGGAUGUUGUUUUUCUCCAGUGUAAUGUUGUGAUUGUUACCUGAUAAUGUUGCCAGGGACUUCACGUUAUAAGAGGUGGUCCAUCUUGUGUGAUGUAUUUGGCUAAAAAACAGUGGUGGUUUUUUUAUUAUUUAAAUUCCUAGCAACUGUGACUACAGUAAUGUGAUGAGUAGCACAUACAGUGAGGAGGCGAUGUCCAUGAUGGCCUCCUUAAAAAUGUCAUCUGAACUUUUUAGAAAAAAAAAAACAACUAAAAAUAUUUUUAAAAGAUUUUAAAUCAUUUUUUGUGUGUUCCAAAACGGAAUAUUUGUAUUUGAAAAAAAUCCUGGACUGUAAUUUAAUCCUAAAAACCCUAGCCUUUGUGUAUAUGGUAAAUUUGUAUUUUGCAGUUUCUGUUUUGCUUUUUAGAUAAAUAAAAUGUAUAUGGAUAUUUUUAAGUCAUCUUUGCUUUUUUAGAUGAGUUUGUAAUCACCUUAUAACUGAAAAUAAAACUUUCCUUUAUAAACCA